AGAUUGCCCGUAUGGAUGGUAAAUCAACUGUAGAAAUAACAGAACGUAACGGUCACUUCAUUAUCGAUUUCUCAAAAAUGCAAGCCACAAACAAAAUAACUGGUGAAACAAUGAAACUAAAAAGAAAGUUGCUUGGUGCUACUUCAGAUUUUUCUGUUCCAUCAAAUUGGUCUCCUCAAUCUUCCAAUCAAAUUGUCUGGCUUGUUAAAUUAACACCGACAUCAUUGGAAUAUAUUGAAGUUCAAAAUCAUUUCUUCGCUUGCGGUGGCAGCCCAAAUCAACUGUACGAGAUUCACCGAAUACAAAACCCUCAAUUAUAUUCUAGAUACCAGGCCUUUAAGAGUUCUAUGCGCGGUAACGUAAAUGAAAUGCGUCUUUUCCACGGAACCAGUGCAGAUAACAUUGAUUCAAUAAAUACAAACAACUUCAGUCGUAGUUUUGCUGGAGUAAAUGGAGUCGCAUAUGGAAAUGGAGUGUAUUUUGCUAAGAAUGCAUCAUAUUCCAUUAAAUACGCUCGGAAGGGAAAUUUAUGGUCAAAACCAAAAAUGUACAUUGCUAAGGUGCUUGUAGGAGAUUACACUUGUGGAAAAAGGAGAAUGAAAGCACCGCCAUCCAAAAAUGAUCCUGAAAAUCCUGGUCUACUGUAUGAUUCUGUUGUCGAUAACACAAAUAAUCCAACUAUGUAUGUUAUAUUUCAAGAUAAUCAGUACUAUCCUGAAUAUCUUUUAACUUUACAAUAAUUUAGUAUCAGUCUUAAAAUGUUCAUCUAUUUUAUAUGUAAAAUCUAUUUUUCUUGUUGUGAGUAGCUAAUUUUAAAAUUUAAUAGAUAAUAGUCUCUCUU
Molecule: messenger RNA, 841 nt
Organism: Xenia sp. Carnegie-2017
Lineage: Eukaryota; Metazoa; Cnidaria; Anthozoa; Malacalcyonacea; Xeniidae
Product: protein mono-ADP-ribosyltransferase PARP14-like
Exons: 3
Coding region: 12-740 (242 amino acids)
Biological process (GO): negative regulation of gene expression
Cellular component (GO): nucleus; cytoplasm
Molecular function (GO): transcription corepressor activity; NAD+ poly-ADP-ribosyltransferase activity
Source: RefSeq, a predicted model, not a curated record